Molecule: messenger RNA, 1506 nt
Organism: Closterium sp. Naga37s-1
Lineage: Eukaryota; Viridiplantae; Streptophyta; Zygnematophyceae; Desmidiales; Closteriaceae
Source: the annotation of a GenBank genome assembly
AUGCUGCUGGGGGUGCUGCGUCUGAGGUCGGAGGGUGCGGAGUCUGGGGGUGCUGAGCCUUGGGGUGCUGCUUUGCCUGGAGGUCCUACUGGUGCUUCGCCGCGACUGUCCUCGCAGCAGCUGCGUGAGUGGCUUGUUUGGCGCCCGCACCGUCUGAGUGGGGCUCCCGGAGCUGGAGGGGCUGGAGACACAGGAGCUGGAGGUGCUGCUGUUCCUACUGGAGCUGUCAGGACUGGUGGUGUUGGGUGCGCAAGAGCUGGAGACCCUACGGAGCCUGGAGCAGCUGGCGCUGUAGGCGCUGGAGCUGGAGUAGCUGGAGUUGGGGGCCCUGGUGCAGGAGGCGCUGGGGCUGCAGGAGCUGGAGUUGGAGGCACUGGCGCCGGAGGCGCUGGAGCUGCAGGAGCUGGAGCUGUUGACCCUGGAGCUGGAGGUGCUGGAGACACUGUGCGGCCGCGACCGUACUUCGUUCCCCUACUUCAGCAAGUUCUUGGUGUCCCGUCUACUGGUCUUCCUCCUCCCUUCCUGUGUCCACCGCCUGACCAGUCGCAGCCGCUGUUACAGCCAGCCUCCCCACUGCCUGCUCCCUCUCCUUACACUGAGCAGUCCGGCGGUCUUACAGAGCGUCGUGAGCCUGCGUCUCGUCCUGUCUCGCCUGUUCGCACUGCUCGUCGCGCUCGUCAUUCGCGUCCUCCUCCUGUCCCCGGCAUGCACACUAUGGCACUCCGUCCUUCCUCUGUUCCACUGCGUGUACCUCUACCUGCUCCUCCUGAGUCCUCUCUUCCUGAGGUCCCUGACCCUGAGUCUGACCGAGCGCGUGCUGCCAGUCCCACUGUCGCUCGUCUCCUUGCCACUGCUGUCACUAACCCGUACUUUGAGUCUGCUGCUGCGUCUGCUCUUGUAGCUGAGCUGCUUGACUUUGCUGCUGCCAGCCGUCUCGACUACGCCACUGCUCUAGUUGCUGAGUCUGUGUCUGCCAGUCCUCCGUCCGUCGGGGGUGAGUGUGCUCUUGGCACGGACGUCCUUGAGGACAGGCAGGAGGACUUUGAGUGUCUUGCAGCUGCUGUACCUCGUUUCGCUUCCAUGCUGCUUGCCCUUGAGGGAGACCCGGAUGCUCCAGACAUCCCGACCCCGCGCUCUUACGCAGAGGCGAUUACGGGUCCUUACUCCUCUCAGUGGCAGGCAGCUAUGGAUGCCAAGAUGGCAUCCUGGAAGCCCACAGGCACCUACGUCGACGAGGUUCCCCCACCUGGGGCGAACAUAGUCGAUGGCAUGUGGAUUUUCAGGGUAAAGCGGCCGCCGGGUUCUCCGCUUGCCUUCAAGGCGCGUUACGUUGCUCGAGGCUUCAGCCAGCGACAGGGAGUUGACUACUUCCAGACCUUCUCCCCCACCCCGAAGAUGACCACUCUUCGUGUGUUGCUGCACGUCGCUGCUCAGCGUGACUACGAGUUGCCCUCCCUGGACUUCAGUACAGCCUUUCUACAGGGCAGCCUGCACAAGGAGAUCUAG